Messenger RNA from Bombyx mori (domestic silkworm), 5937 nucleotides. RefSeq lists its product as uncharacterized. Bases 1 to 5937 code for a protein of 1978 amino acids. Gene Ontology annotation, biological process: DNA integration. The record is from RefSeq and is a predicted model, not a curated record. NCBI's taxonomy places the organism in Eukaryota, Metazoa, Arthropoda, Insecta, Lepidoptera, Bombycidae. The transcript is spliced from 2 exons. Gene Ontology annotation, molecular function: nucleic acid binding.
AUGGACAAACUUGAACUUCAAUCAACUUGUUUCGAGAAUAUCAAGACUUUGUGUACAAACUACCGCAAAGAUUCUUCGUCUCGAAAAACUGAAGAGUACCUCAACAUACGUUUGUCAUCUUUGGAAGAACAGUGGAGAGACUUCGAGGCGAGAAAUGCCUUAUUACUACUGGAACUGGAAGACAAAACUAUACAUUAUUUCUCUGAAGACGUUUACAACAAAACUAAAGAAAUGUAUCUAGCAACAAAAACAGACUUAAACAACAGACUUAAAUACUUGAAACAGCAAAAACAUAGUGUGAAUUUUGAUUUAAGUGACAUUUCUAUUGACUACACUCAAGACUGCGAGGACGGAAAAUCUGAAAAAAUACAACAACUUUUAAAUAAACAAGAAUGCAAUUUUAAUGCGAUUUGUCAUGCAUUGUCUAAAAUUGACAUCAUUAGAACUAGUGAAAAGUGGGAGCUGGAAGAUAAUUUUAACAUUUUAAAAUCGAAGUGGGAGUCCAUCGACAAACUGCACUGGGAAAUUGACUUUCAGCUGAAGGGGUCUAACGAUCACUAUUACCGGAUGUACUCAGAUAUAGAAGAAAAAUAUGAUGAAUUGAGAAAACAACUUCAAUCUAAAAUUUGGUCGAAUGCACACUAUCAGCAGUCGACACCGAGAAUGGAAUUACCUGAUUUUUACGGAAACUACAGUAAGUGGAUCUCUUUUAAGGACCUGUUUCUCGAAACCAUCCAUAACAACCCAACAAUUAACAAAGCGCAAAAAAUGAAACACCUGAAAACCAAAUUGAAGGGGGAAGCAGAAAGUCUGGUACAGCAUUUAUCCGUCUGUGCUGAAAACUACAACUCCUGCUGGGAUAUUUUAGUGCAACGGUAUGAUAAUCGUCGUCUACAAUUUUCAUCGUUUUUCAACACAAUGAUGAGUCUCCCUGUUAUACAUCAACCCGACGCUAACAAUCUCAAGAAAAUGCAUGACGUCAUUAAGGAAUGCAUGAACGGCAUAGCUAACAUCGGGCUGGAUACGGCAACGUGGGAUCCAAUGAUCGUGCAUUUAAUGUUACCAAAAUUAGAUUCAACAACUUUAAAUGAUUAUAUGAACGACAUCCGAGAUCACAGAGAAUUACAAAACUUGCAAGAUUUUUUAUAUUUUUUGGAGUGCAAGUUUAUGGCAUAUGAAACUGCAAAAUCAACAAAAUCUGUAAAAAAUACCACUUCCGAAAAAACAUCUCAUUGGAAACCGGCUAACAACAAACAACCUGUAAAAAAUUUUACAUAUGACUCUAAGAAAACUUAUAACUAUCACGCUACUUAUGGAAAAUGCCCGAAUUGUAAUGGAAAUCAUGUUUUAAUGCAAUGUGCUAAAUUUAUUAACAUGGAUACUGCACAGCGAAACCACACUGUUGCGAAAUUGAAACUCUGCAAAAAUUGUCUCUAUAGCCACAAUAACGAAGAAUGUAAAUCAGCGAAAACGUGUAAGGAGUGUAACAUGAAACAUCAUACCAUGUUGCACAACGUGAACUGGAAAAUUCCAGCGAAUGGUAAAAAUAACUUUGGACAACAAGCCUCCUCUUCUCAGCAACAAGCUUCGAAUCACUUAUCAUCGGAUAAAACUGAAAUUUUACUAACUACAACUCUACUGAAAAUAAAGGCUUAUGAUGGCACUUAUGUAAAACUUAGGGCCCUCUUGGAUCAGGGCUCGCAAGUAAACUUAAUAACAGAAAAUGCUGCUCAGGUAUUACGCCUGCCGAGGAAAAGGUUCGCUGCUACCAUCUCAGGGGUUGGUUCAGUAUCUGGUGAUUGCAGGGGUCAACUAAACUUAUCUUGUAAAUCAAUAAACUCUGAAUACGACUUCGAAAUACAAGCACUUAUAAUGAAAAAACUUACAAAUAACUUACCGAAUGCUACUUUCGAAAAAUCGAACUGGCCUCAUUUGGAAAACUUAAAGCUGGCUGAUCCUGACUUCAACAUCUCUCGCCCCAUCGACUUACUACUGGGUGCCGAUGUUUAUUCAGAUAUUAUACUCAAUGGAGUUUUGAAAGGAAGCUGUCAAUCCCCUGUGGCACAACAGACACAUCUAGGAUGGAUCCUAUGUGGGAAAAUGAAAACGUUUAAUUGCCACGUGACCUUGGUGAACUUUGAUGAAUUAACAAAGUACUGGGAGAGCGAAGAAAUACAAAAUUCUGAAGAUAUUUCCAAGGACGAUCAGUGUGAACUAUUUUAUUCGGAAACAGUACAACGUGCUCCCGACGGAAAAUAUAUUGUGAAGAUGCCACUCCGCCCUGACCUUAAAGAAAAAUUAGGUUCAUCGAGACCUAUCGCUGUCUCACAAUUUUUACAACUGGAAAAACGGCUCGCUAAAAAUAAAAAACUUUCAACUAUGUACAAAGAAUUUAUCAGAGAAUAUGCGGACCUGGGCCACAUGAAACUGUCGCCUCAUAUAACAUACGCCGACUGUUACUUACCACAUCACGGUGUUUUGAAAGAGAGCUCUACAACAACCAAACUGAGAGUAGUCUUUAAUGCAUCUCAAAAAACAUCGAGUGGUCACAGUUUAAACAGCCUUUUGGAAAAGGGCCCCAACCUUCAAAAGGACAUUCAGUCGCUUAUUUUGAAGUGGAGAACAUACAAAUUUGCCUUUACUGCUGACAUUGAAAAAAUGUAUCGUUGUGUGUGGAUAAAUGAUGAUCAGCAACACCUACAAAAAAUUAUCUGGCGAGAUUCACCAGAACAACCUUUACAAGAAUAUAAACUUUGUACGGUGACCUACGGUACCAAACCCGCUCCUUGGCUAGCCUUACGUACACUCAAACAACUCGCCAUUGAUGAUGGUCAUAAGUACCCCACUGCAGCUGCAGAGGUCCUGGAGAACCACUUCUUUGUAGAUGAUCUUGUUAGUGGUGAAAGGUCAUUCGAAACCGCCAAGGAGUUACAGAGGUCCCUAAUCGAUUUACUAAAGGGUGCGGGGAUGAAUUUACGCAAAUGGUCCAGCAACUAUCCAACUUUAUUAGAAGACUUACCUAAAGAGCAAAUUUCAACAACAAACAGCUUCGAUUUCAAAAUUGAUGAAACAUCAAAAACGUUAGGACUUACCUGGAACACUAACAGCGACACAUUUCACCUAAAAUGGCCUGUGAAGCAAAGUACAAAACAACUAACAAAAAGACUAUUAUUGUCUGAAAUUUCUAAGUUUUAUGAUCCGUUGGGAUGGCUGUCUCCGGUGACCAUUACUGCAAAAUUACUAUUUCAAAAAGUCUGGACUCUAAACAUUGAUUGGGACGAUGAAAUUCCCCAAAAUAUUGAGAAAGAAUGGCAAAAACUAAAAAUAGAAUUGCCUUUCAUUCGUAACAUAACUUUGAAACGAUGGAUUGGCGAAACAAAACAAGAUAUAGAAUUACUUGGUUUCUGUGAUGCAAGCGAGAAAGCUUACGCUUGUGUUAUAUACAGUCGCGUGACAAAUUCCAACGGAGUUCCAGUAAUUACGCUACUUGUAUCCCGCACACGGGUGGCUCCUAUAGCACAAAAAACCACGCUGCCGAGGCUUGAACUGUGUGGCGCCUUACUGUUGGCUAAACUCAUGGAAAAAACUCAGAAGGCUUUAUCGGAAUACAAUCUGAAAAUUCAAGCAUGGUGUGACUCGCAAGUAGUUCUCGCGUGGCUCCAAGGGGACACUGCUAAAAGAGAGGCCUACAUAUCCAAUCGAGUUACAAAAAUCAAACGGAUUAUACCUACCACACAAUGGCGUUACAUUAAGUCAGAGCAUAACCCUGCCGACUGUGCAUCGAGAGGCAUGCUACCAAGUAAACUAAUGACCUUCGAUUUAUGGUUUCAAGGUCCUGCAUUUUUGAAGAAAAUUGAAACAGAUGAGACUGCAAAUUACAAAACAUACCAUACAAACAUUGGCUGCAAAGAAAAGGAAAAUCAAGAGACUUCGUCAAAUCACGAAAAGGAUAAUUGGAUAACAACCUUGUUAAAUAAAUGCAGUUCAUUAACAAAAGUUUUCCGAGUUACUGCUUGGAUAUUACGUUGCAUAACAAACAUGAGCGCUAAAAGGAAAUCUGAGGCCCCGUAUCUGACUACUACCGAACUAACUACAGCAAGAAAAAAUAUUAUCAAACACAUACAACAAAUACAAUUCAAUCAAGAAUAUAAACAACUUUUGAAAAACGAAAAUGUGUCGAAAAGGAGCGCAAUUAUGAAGCUGAACCCCUACUUAGACGAAGAUAAGAUAAUUCGCGUGGGCGGCCGCCUCCAAAACUCAAACUUACCUGCGGAAAUGAAAAACCCAAUUAUCAUACCACAUAAAGGUCGAUUAACGCAACUUUUGAUUGAAUAUUCCCAUUUAACUACACUGCAUGGAGGAGCUCGGCUAACGCUGACUUACAUACGACAGCGAUAUUGGAUCGUCGGAGGCAACAGGGCUGUCAAAACUCAACUACGAAAAUGUGUGCGCUGCCACCGUUUCACACAAACCGACAACCAUCAACUGAUGAGUAAUCUUCCGCAACAGAGAGUAACCCCAUGUCGACCCUUUACAUUUACAGGGGUUGACUACUCUGGUUACAUCGAACUGAAAAUAAACAAAGGCAGAGGUGUAAAAACUUCUAAGGGAUACAUUGCAAUAUUCAUAUGUAUGGCUACCAAAGCCGUACAUAUUGAACUUGUUUCCGAUCUCGGCACUGAAACAUUCAUAGCAGCUUUUCAACGACUAUGCGCAAGGCGUGGUACCCCUAAACAUAUGUACUCAGAUUGUGGAACUAAUUUCAUCGGCGCGGCAAAAGUGCUAGGUCAGGAAUUCAAAAACUUCAAACAAAUCAUGACAACCGAAUUUUUUGAUGAAUUAGCUAAACUGGAAGUCGAGUGGCAUUCUAACGCCCCUGCCUGGCCGAGCGCGGGCGGUUUGUGGGAAGCCGCCGUCAAAUCCAUGAAACGACAUUUACGACGAGUGCUAGGUGACCAGAAACUCACCUACGAGGAGAUGUCAACGCUACUAACAAAAAUAGAAGCCUGCUUAAACUCGAGGCCCUUGUGUCCUCUUACUGAAGAUCCAGAAGAAUUUUACAACUGUUUAACACCCGGCCAUUUCAUCACUGGCGGCGCGAUAAUGACGUUACCAUUAUCAGAUUACACUGACGUUCACAUUGGCGUACGUCGUCGAUGGCAACUUGUAGAACAAAUGUUACAACAAUAUUGGAAAAAUUGGUCCAACGAGUACCUAACACAACUGCAAACUCGGAGUAAAUGGAACAAACCUACGAAAAAUAUCAACGUCGGCGAUAUCGUAUUGGUUAAGGACAACAACUUACCUCCUGGAAAAUGGGCCCUAGGGCGGGUGCUCGAAACUCAUCCAGGUUCUGACGGAUAUGUCCGAGUUACGACCAUCAAAACUCGAACAGGAGUAACCAAACGUCCCGUAACAAAACUAUCACCUCUACCGUUGGCCUCUGAAAUCGAAAACCAAGGAGAUCCCACAACUAAGGAGGAACAAAGCCGUGUGAAGUUAGAUUAUGAAAUCGCAAGUACAACGUUCGACAAUUCAGUAAACAAAAUAGUAAAUUUAACAUACAACUACACUCCGAAUCUGUUCCAGCCUACAGCACGUGAAACAAAAAUUAUCACUAAAGAGAUUGCUGAGCAAAAGGAGCAGGAAAAACACUUUCCGUCGACCAUCAUAUCAGCGCGUGACAUACAUCAGUAUGUCAUUACAUACUUAUUAUUAGUAGCAGCUCUGGUUAUUGGUCUCGUGUGGGUUGUGAGGAAACAUUCCCACUGCUUAAGGAAAAAGAAGAGCCAUCCACUUGCACCCACUGAAGAUAUCGAACUUCAAACAUUUCACCUGCGGCACGACCGACGAGAUGAUGGUGUUCAAGCCCAAGUCGCGCCUCCCACCGAAGCCAGCCCGAAGCGUAAACACCAGUGGAACCAACUUUGCCUUUAG